GAGUAGGUUGGAGCGGCCACGGCGGCCGGCACGGGUCACGUUUCCUCGGGAGGAACGAUGUGAGGGAGGGGUCUGGCAAGAGAUUGGAACUCCGGAGGCCGAGAGAUCUUGUGGCUGAAACCCUUCGAAGCAAUUGGAUAUUCUAGUUCGAAGCUGUUGGGAUGGCCACCAACUGGGGGAGCCUCUUGCAAGAUAAACAGCAGCUAGAGGAGCUGGCACGGCAGGCCGUGGACCGGGCCCUGGCUGAGGGAGUAUUGCUGAGGACCUCACAGGAGCCCACUUCCUCGGAGGUGGUGAGCUAUGCCCCAUUCACGCUGUUCCCCUCACUGGUCCCCAGUGCCCUGCUGGAGCAAGCCUAUGCUGUGCAGAUGGACUUCAACCUGCUAGUGGAUGCUGUCAGCCAGAACGCUGCCUUCCUGGAGCAAACUCUUUCCAGCACCAUCAAACAGGAUGACUUUACCGCUCGUCUCUUUGACAUCCACAAGCAAGUCCUAAAAGAGGGCAUUGCCCAGACCGUGUUCCUGGGCCUGAAUCGCUCAGACUACAUGUUCCAGCGCAGCGCAGAUGGCUCCCCAGCCCUGAAACAGAUCGAAAUCAACACCAUCUCUGCCAGCUUUGGGGGCCUGGCCUCCCGGACCCCAGCUGUGCACCGACAUGUUCUCAGUGUCCUGAGUAAGACCAAAGAAGCUGGCAAGAUCCUCUCUAAUAAUCCCAGCAAGGGACUGGCCCUGGGAAUUGCCAAAGCCUGGGAGCUCUACGGCUCACCCAAUGCUCUGGUGCUACUGAUUGCUCAAGAGAAGGAAAGAAACAUAUUUGACCAGCGUGCCAUAGAGAAUGAGCUACUGGCCAGGAACAUCCAUGUGAUCCGACGAACAUUUGAAGAUAUCUCUGAAAAGGGGUCUCUGGACCAAGACCGAAGGCUGUUUGUGGAUGGCCAGGAAAUUGCUGUGGUUUACUUCCGGGAUGGCUACAUGCCUCGUCAGUACAGUCUACAGAAUUGGGAAGCACGUCUACUGCUGGAGAGGUCACGUGCUGCCAAGUGCCCAGAUAUUGCCACCCAGCUGGCUGGGACUAAGAAGGUGCAGCAGGAGCUAAGCAGGCCGGGCAUGCUGGAGAUGUUGCUCCCUGGCCAGCCUGAGGCUGUGGCCCGCCUCCGCGCCACUUUUGCUGGCCUCUACUCACUGGAUGUGGGUGAAGAAGGGGACCAGGCCAUCGCCGAGGCCCUUGCUGCCCCUAGCCGGUUUGUGCUAAAGCCCCAGAGAGAGGGUGGAGGUAACAACCUAUAUGGGGAGGAAAUGGUACAGGCCCUGAAACAGCUGAAGGACAGUGAGGAGAGGGCCUCCUACAUCCUCAUGGAGAAGAUCGAACCUGAACCUUUUGAGAAUUGCCUGCUACGGCCUGGCAGCCCUGCCCGAGUGGUCCAGUGCAUUUCAGAGCUGGGCAUCUUUGGGGUCUAUGUCAGGCAGGAAAAGACACUCGUGAUGAACAAGCACGUGGGGCAUCUACUUCGAACCAAAGCCAUCGAGCAUGCAGAUGGUGGUGUGGCAGCGGGAGUGGCAGUCCUGGACAACCCAUACCCUGUGUGAGGGCACAACCAGGCCACAGGACCUUCUAUCCUCUGUAUUUGUCAUUCCUCUCCUAGCCCUCCUGAAGGGUAUCCUCCUAAAGACCUCCAGAGUUUUUAUGGAAGGGUAAAUACUGGUACCUUACCCCAGCUCUCCAUCUGAGGACCAGAAAAGUUGUGUUUCCCUUAGAUGAGAUCUAGAGGCCCCCAAAUCCUUGAGAUGUGGGUACAGCUGAGGGGAAGCUGCUCUGAAGUAAAGGUCCAUGAACCCUGCCCCACUCCUGUCAGCCCCUCAUCAGCCUUUUCAGCAGGUUCCAGUGCCUGACUUGGGAUAGGACUGAGUGGUAGGAGGAGGGGGAGUGGAGGGGCAUAGCCUUUCCCUAAUUCUGCCUUAAAUAAAACUGCAUUGCUGAUUCA
This is a messenger RNA of Symphalangus syndactylus (siamang), 1981 nucleotides long. It is a transcript of the gene GSS, whose product is annotated as glutathione synthetase. Gene Ontology annotation, cellular component: cytosol. NCBI's taxonomy places the organism in Eukaryota, Metazoa, Chordata, Mammalia, Primates, Hylobatidae. The record is from RefSeq and is a predicted model, not a curated record. Gene Ontology annotation, molecular function: glutathione binding; glutathione synthase activity; ATP binding. Gene Ontology annotation, biological process: glutathione biosynthetic process.